CAAUACAAGUACCUCACAAACAUCUACACCCAUAGUUCAACUAUCUAUCUCCCACCCCCUCCCUCAACUCAAAUCCAAACUCAAAAGCAAAAACAAUGUGCUUCACAAACCUCUCCGACUCCAUAACCCUCACAAAAACCAAACCCGGAACCAGCUCCCACCCCCCCUCUCCCCGAUGCCAUUCACACUCCCGCUCCCGCUCCCCAAACCCCACCAUCUCCAUCCCUGAGAAAUCCCUCCGUCGUCGAAGACGCAGCAGCAGCAGCAGUUGCAAUUGCAGUUGCAGGAGCAGCUCCAGAGAAACAAUCAUCCGUCCUCCGCCACGAAGCUACCCGCCUCCUCCGCGACGAUCAUAUACCACUGUCACGAGGACAAGGUAUAGGACUAUCGAGGAGACGUUCAUUCCGCUGCCCGGGAGGGUGGUUAGGCCGCCGCCGGUGGUUAUUGAUUUGAGGGAGGUAAGAGGGAGGCAGAGGGUGAGGCCUGGGGUGGAGGUGGAGGAGAUGGAGGGGGUGGAGGUUGAGUGUGUGAGGGUUUUGGAGCCUGAGCCGGAGGUUGAUGUGGAGUGGGUUGUUAGGAGGGGACGGGGGAGGGAGAGGGAGAGAGAAAGGAAGAGGAUAUGGGGGAGGGAGAGGGAGAGGGAGAGGGGAAGGGGGUGUUGGGAAGAAGAGGUGGAAGAGGAAGAGGUAGAGGAAGAGGUGGAUAGGAGGGUGAAGGUUGAGUAUAUUCGGGCUAGGUAGAGGAUAGAGGUAUCUAGGUAGGGCUGGGGUUGGGGUGGUGUUGUGAGGGCGUUGUUUAUGCGUGCUUUGUGAUUCAUGCUUUGCUUCUUUCGUUGCUUGGACAUUCUGUUGCUGUUGAUGAUAUCCAUGUCUGCAUCAUCUAUCCGUAUCUACAGAUAAACUUCCUCCAUCCACGGAUCCUCCCCAUAGCAGCAUGCAUAGAAUGAGCCUGCAACCGGAACAUGACCUCAACAUCCGUCCUUCCGGCAUGACGUCACUCUCUUUGUCCAGUCUGUUUAAUUGAACAUCGGGGACUCAAUGUCAUAUCUCCAUUACCCCACUGACGUUGAUCAUAUAUGACCCUAUCGUGACUGGUCUGCUAUAGCCG
Messenger RNA from Aspergillus sclerotioniger CBS 115572, 1107 nucleotides. RefSeq lists its product as uncharacterized. The transcript has a single exon. Bases 96 to 740 code for a protein of 214 amino acids. NCBI's taxonomy places the organism in Eukaryota, Fungi, Ascomycota, Eurotiomycetes, Eurotiales, Aspergillaceae. The record is from RefSeq and is a predicted model, not a curated record.